This is a messenger RNA of Pelagomonas calceolata, 836 nucleotides long. NCBI's taxonomy places the organism in Eukaryota, Pelagophyceae, Pelagomonadales, Pelagomonadaceae. The record is from the annotation of a GenBank genome assembly.
AGCCCAAAAUGCUCUCCGACCCCUAAGUUGUUGAACAGCUCACUGUCACGUGCAUUUGGAAUUGCCUACGUUGCUCGUACGGACUCCUACGAACACCGGCGCAAGACCUCUCUGUAUUUCGCAUCUACACGUUUGCUUCCAAGCACUGAUACCCACUGUGAAUCAGCAAUGUCUCUCCUGAACGUCGAGGCCAUCCUGCGCAUCGGCGCCUGCGGCUGCUUCAUCGGCCACGGCUGGAUCGCCGCCUUCAAGCUCGAGUUCAGCGGCUGGAAGAAGUUUUUGUUCAGCGCCGGCUUCAGCGAGGCCGAAGCCCACGUGCUCAUGCCGAUCAUCGGCUGGAUGGACGUGCUGCUCGCGCUGGCCACCUUAAUAAGACCGGUCGAGCUCUUUAGCGCGUGGAUGGCGGCGUGGGCCUUCUCGACGGCGCUCGUGCGGCCCUUCUCGGCCGGCGCGGCUCGAGCCUUCGCGCCCAUGUCUGACAACGCCUUGUGGGGCUUCGUCGAGCGCGCGGCCAACUGGGCCUGCCCGCUCGCGCUGCUGUGCCUGCAGAAGGCCGACGGCUACGAAGCGGCCGACAUUACCGGAUUGGGUUCGUACCUGGCGCCGCUCGACGCGCUGAACACGGACAAGGACCUGGCGACGCUCUUCAAGUAUAUCUGCAUCAUGGUGUGUGUGGUCUGGGCGCCCGUGCCGUUAUUGCGGGCGCGCGGCAAGAACAAGAGCGCGUGAGCCCGGACGAGCGGUCGAGCAACCCCUUCUCCCGCGCGCCGAGAACCCAGAUGUAUAUAUAUUCAGUACAAGUAGAGAUCGCUAGUCCGGAAACGGCUAGAUUUGUG